Molecule: messenger RNA, 1909 nt
Organism: Asparagus officinalis (garden asparagus)
Lineage: Eukaryota; Viridiplantae; Streptophyta; Magnoliopsida; Asparagales; Asparagaceae
Product: BTB/POZ and MATH domain-containing protein 4-like
Exons: 4
Coding region: 182-1396 (404 amino acids)
Biological process (GO): protein ubiquitination
Molecular function (GO): protein binding
Source: RefSeq, a predicted model, not a curated record
UGUAACGUUACCAACAAAAUCCGAGAAAAAUCCCCAGCCAGAAACUUUCCCCAAUCAACCCCCGGACAGAAACCCUAACCCCCGUUAAAACCAAUCUCCCAUCAAAAUUCGCUCCUUUUCCCUCAAAAUUCCCCAGUUAAAUUCAAUUUCUUAUGAGAAUUAAACCCUAUAAUCAUCGCCAAUGUCAAUGAUCCCCGAAAUCAUCGUCCCCGAUCGCGACCCCUCGAUCUCAUCGCCCACGAUCUCUAGAUCCGUCACCGAGACCGUGAAUGGGUCCCACAAGUUCGUGAUCCAGGGCUACUCGCUUGCCAAAGGGAUGGGCAUCGGCAAGCACAUCGCCAGCGACACGUUUACAGUUGGCGGAUUUCAAUGGGCGAUCUAUUUUUAUCCUGAUGGUAAGAAUCCAGAGGAUAAUUCGGCCUAUGUGUCGGUUUUUAUCGCGUUGGCGAGCGAGGGGACGGAUGUUAGGGCUUUGUUUGAGUUGACGCUCGUUGAUCAGAGCGGGAAGGAGAAGCACAAGGUGCAUAGCCAUUUCGAUCGCUCGUUGGAGAGCGGGCCGUAUACGCUCAAGUAUAGGGGGAGCAUGUGGGGCUAUAAGCGCUUUUUCAGACGAGCAGCACUCGAGACAUCUGAUUACCUCAAGGAUGAUUGCUUGAAAAUCAAUUGCACUGUUGGUGUGGUCGUGUCAGUUAUGGAUUGUCCCAGGUUACACGCGAUACAAGUUCCUGAUUCGGAUAUGGGAAUGCAUUUUGGAGCACUUCUGGAAAACCAGGAAGGCUCCGAUAUUGUUUUUGAUGUGGUUGGAGAAAAGUUUCAUGCACAUAAGUUGGUAUUAGCUGCAAGAUCUCCUGUAUUUAAAGCUUCAUUCUACGAUGGGGAAUCCGAAGAAAAGAGUGAGAUCGUUAUCACAGAUUUGGAACCCAAGGUUUUUAAGGCAAUGCUCCACUUUAUAUAUUGGGAUACCCUUGUAGAAGAUGAAGUUACAGUUGCAUCAGGUUCUCCUGUAUCUUCUGUUUCUGAAACAUUAUCUGCAAAAUUGUUGGCUGCAGCAGACAAGUAUAGCUUGGAAAGGCUUCGAGUGAUAUGUGAAUCUUAUCUGUGCAAAGAUAUUUCUGUGAAUACUGUAGCACAUACUCUAGCAUUGGCAGAUCGGUAUCAUGCCAUGGAACUUAAAGCUGCUUGUCUCAAAUUUGCUGCUGAAAAUCUUUCAGCUGUGAUGCGGUCAACUGGAUUCGAAUACCUCAAAGAGAAUUGCCCGUCACUCCAAUCAGAGCUCCUGAAGAUUAUAGCAGGAUGUGAAGAGGAGUGCAGCAGCGGUAGCAAAAGCCGGAGCGUAUGGGCUCAGCUAUCCGAUGGCGGGGAUUCAAAUGGCCGGAGGGUAAGGCCGAGGACUUGAGAUACAAGCAAAUAUAUUGUACCCCCAAAUAACUGAUUUGUACCAAUGUAGUUUCUCACUGUUAACAGAAAAUGGGGGAAAUAACAAUUUAACUGUUGUAUAUUUCAUCCAUGUAUGGAUACAUAAUGUUGUUAUGGUGUAAACUGUUGUAGGUUUGGUUGUAGCUGAGGACUUUCAUGAGAGAUGAUAUGAACUUAGGCUGUGUUGGUGACUGCUUUGAUCAUCGAGAUGAAAAGCGUCCAAUUUUACUGAUUGAGGACUUGGUGCAAACACGCAAAUAAUUUUCUUGGUAUCUUAAAAGAGUAGAUGCUAUUCAUCGUCAUUAUUGUUUGGUUGCAACUCAACAACCAGUUUUUUCUUUUUUUUUUUUUUGUGCGCAACUGAUAGGAUGGCUUGAUGAAUGCUAGGUAUCGAGUCAUCCUAUCAGUUGCUCAAAGUUCUAGGGACUAUUUGGUUCGCUUCAAAAAUUAAUUGUAGCAGACGUUGUACGUGUUUAUUAUUAUUAUUUUUUUU